Messenger RNA from Asterias rubens (European starfish), 735 nucleotides. Its product is annotated as gamma-aminobutyric acid type B receptor subunit 1-like. Gene Ontology annotation, cellular component: membrane; G protein-coupled receptor heterodimeric complex. Gene Ontology annotation, molecular function: G protein-coupled GABA receptor activity. Bases 1 to 735 code for a protein of 244 amino acids. Gene Ontology annotation, biological process: gamma-aminobutyric acid signaling pathway; G protein-coupled receptor signaling pathway. The transcript is spliced from 5 exons. The record is from RefSeq and is a predicted model, not a curated record. NCBI's taxonomy places the organism in Eukaryota, Metazoa, Echinodermata, Asteroidea, Forcipulatida, Asteriidae.
AUGUUACAUUUCUUAGCGACCGUUUUGAUAUUGACAAGCUUCAGGGGGCCUGAUCUUGUCAACGCAAAAAACAAGUCGGCCCUACACAUCGGUGGACUGCUGCCGUUGUCGCCCAAGGAUGGGUGGAGUCGCUCCAAUGGGUACCCAGCGCUCCUUGGUGCUGAGCGUGCUAUUGCUGAUAUCAACAGCAGAAGUGAUGUGUUACCAGACUAUGAACUCGUCCUACAUAUGGAAGACACUGAGGGAGAUUUACCCGUUGGGUUGGACCGACUGUACGUUGAGCUCCUCGGCAAGCCCCCAACCAAAGUAGCAAUACUCGGACCUCUGUUAUCUAAAAUUGCUGAGACAGUGGCGCAGGUAAUUGGCCGAUGGAGUAUUGUCGAGAUUACCCCCGGUGGAUCCAGCACUGUUCUCUCCAAUCGAGAUAGAUAUCCACACAUCUACCGUACCCUCACCUCGGCAUCAUUAUUUGGCUCAGCUCAAGCCGCAAUCAUCAGCCAGUUCGGCUGGACUAGGAUUGCUACCCUCAACGAAGCAGUAGAACCACAUAAGGGGAGGAUUAAGCAACUCCAUGAUGACUCUGCAAUGGGUAAUUUUUCUAUAGUAAGCUCAGAGACAUUCAUCACUGAUCCGGAAGAUGCCCUGAAACGGUUGAAGGAUAUAGAUGUGAGAAUCAUAGCAACCAGUUUCUACGAAGGGAGUGUUCGGGAAGUAUUCUGCACUGUGAGUUUUUAG